ACUGCGGUACGACAGUUUGGGCGGCUGGACAGUCUGCUCCGCGAGGAUCUGUCGUCACUGCUCCUCAGUGAAAAAUGGCCGCCAUGGCCCCGAGUCCUGGAGGAAAAGCUGAUAGGUCCGGGGCGAUUUUAUUGUUAUUGUGUCUUCUAGUCGCAUGUGAAGGAGUUUGGGGACUUGUGUGCUACUGUGAAUUGAGCUGCCCUGAUCCUCAUGUCUUCAACGGCACUUGCAUCGCAAAGCCCAAUUCGUUCUGCUUCAGUGCUAUCAGUACAGUGUUUGAUGAGGAGACACAUGAGUGGCGGGAUGAGAGGACCUAUGGCUGCCUGGGCUCAGAUGAACUCGGCUUUAUGCAGUGUCAGGCCUAUUUGAUCAAACAUCAACGCCCAAAAAACAUCUCGUGCUGCAAUGAUGCAGACAGGUGCAAUGCGGCCCUACGGCCAACGCUGAAUAUCAUGAAGGAGCCAGACCCCACCAGAAGCUUUAUGGAGAGCAUGCUUCUUGUCACCUUGCCACUUACCUUUGUGGCUGUCCUGGCGUUAAUCAUGAGCCUGUGGUUCAGGUUUCGUCAACGAGAGUCAGAUGCCAGGGCAUACUGCAAGCCCAAAAACCUCUUCAUGGGCACCAGUGAAACCCUCAGUGAACUAAUAGAACAGUCAUCAGGCUCUGGAUCUGGCUUGCCCCUCCUGGUCCAACGCACUAUCGCCAAGCAGAUCAACUUGGUGCACAGUGUGGGGAAGGGCCGCUACGGGGAGGUGUGGCUGGGCAGGUGGCGCGGGGAGAAGGUGGCCGUCAAGAUCUUCUUCACCACGGACGAGGCCUCUUGGUUCAGGGAGACAGAGAUCUAUCAGACAGUUUUGCUACGACAUGAAAAUAUAUUGUGUUACAUUGCUGCUGACAUCAAAGGGACAGGUUCCAUGACACAGAUGCUGCUCAUUACUGACUAUCAUCCGCUGGGCUCCCUUUAUGACUGCCUGCAGAACACUACACUCAACUACUACUCCAUGAUCCGCAUGUGCCUCUCUAUAGCAUGCGGCAUCUGUCACCUCCACACAGAAAUAUUUGGGACUAAAGGAAAGCCAGCAAUAGCACACAGGGAUAUUAAGUCUAAAAACAUUCUUGUCAAAAGGAAUGGUGAAUGUUGCAUAGCAGACUUUGGGCUUGCAGUGAAGUAUGUAAGUGAAAAUAAUGAGCUUGACUUUGGCACCAACCCAAAAGUUGGCACCAGACGGUAUAUGGCUCCAGAGGUCCUCAGUGAAACAAUAAACAUGAGCUGUUUUGAAUUCCUCAAAAGGGCUGACAUGUACUCAUUAGGACUGGUCCUGUGGGAAGUUGCAAGGAGAUGUGCCAGUGAGAGUGGAGGCAAAUAUUUAUUGGUGGAUGAGUACCAGCUGCCCUACAGUAACCUCGUCCCACCUGACCCGUCCUUCGAUGACAUGCACGAGGUGGUGUGUCAGAAGGGCUUGAGGCCAGAGAUACCCCUGCGCUGGCACUCAAAUGAGGUACUGAAGACCAUGAGCAAAGUGACGCAGGAGUGCUGGCAUGCCAAUCCUGCUGCACGUCUUACAGCGCUCAGGGUGAAGAAGACACUGUCCAAGCUUCAUGUUCCUGAUGGCACCAAGAUUGUCUAGUUCAAACAGUAUCCUAAUAAGGUAGGGCUCAAGACAGAAAGGGACUCUUGGCAAAGCACUGCAAGCCAAAACGAGUCUAGCAAAGAUGUGUGCCUUUUGGUUCACAUCAAAAUGUGGAGGAACUUUUCCUUCAAGUCGGUUUAGCCCAUGAGUGACAGAGGGAGAUAAUAAAGGGGAGGGAAGUGAAGUGAAGUGGUGAGCAGACUUAUUACCCUCCUACAGACUUCCUGCUGGUCCCCAUGGCUGGACUGGACAUAAGUGCCUGAUGUGUGGUUUAGUGCAUGUGUGAGUGUGUGUGUGUCUGUAACCGUAGAGUGAACCUAACAAAAUGGUAUGCAUUAUAAUACUUUUGUAGAGUAGGGCAUUUUAGUGGAUUAGGACAUUUUAUGGUUUUCAAAAGAAUGCAUUCAUGUGAUUGAGCAGGUGCAAUGGACAGCAUUGCAAGCACCAGUUAAACAUAUUUACAUUAACCAUAUGAUGCCAGUUCUUUGUGCAUCACUUCACUGGUUGUGGCAAUGACUGCUGCCAUUGUUACCAGCGUUGUUUUGUCUUGGCCAUCAUAAAGUAUGCUGACCAUCACAUCUAAUAUAUUGUCCUGAUGUCUAGUGCUUUUCCAACAAGUCAUAUGAAACGUGCCAUUGGUUUAUUAGGUAUAUUUAUAGCAAUAUUAUGUACCAUCUAAUUUAGCCAUAUCAAUUACAGUCUUCCUCAUCUAUUGGUUAGUGUUUUUAAAUAUUUAAUGUGAUACAUUAUCAGUAUGUUUAAUUCUUUAGCAAAAUUUUCCCAUUUGUAAUGCAAGCUUUACAAAUAUGUAUUAUUAGUUUCUUGAAAGUUACCUCUUACUCAAUACAGUAUAUUUUAUAAACAAUAAGCUUAAAGGAUUAUGAGGGCCAAUAAUCAAAGCACAACCCCAAGUAAGAUGAUUUAGUGACUCACUCACUGCCGCCUUCACAAAUGAAGCAGCUGCAGGAGUACAUACACAGCAAGGAUUAGUGCUGCCUCGGGGCACUGAACAAAGGGAAGAAGAUUAGUACCUGUACCUGCAUUGAAUGAUAUUAAGGGUUAAUGAUGGAAUUUUCUGUGUGUGUGUAAGCAAAAAUUAUCCCGUUUCUUUACUCUGGAUGGCCUUAAAAAUAUGAAGGGAUACUCAAACAUUUGUGUUUUGCCUUAGGUAUUUAUGUGCCUUUUGAUUUUGUAACAUUUUCGCCACUGGUUUGAUUGGUGAAUGAUAAAAUUAUAUAAUUUUAGUUAUGUUGAUUUGAAUGUUAAAAUAGUUAAUUUAUAAUUUUGCCUUGACGUUUACUUUCACAUUCUUGAUAAGAAAACUUUGUGCAACUUUAGGGAAAUAGGUAUAGUCCACCCUUUGAGUCUUAUGAAACAAGUCACAGGUACUUGGGAGAUCUUAACUGUCCACCUUCCUGAGUUCAUCCACACAAUACAGAUACUGUUUGCCGAGGCCACAGCUUAGGGAAGUUUUUAUUUCACUAGUAACACAAGAUAUAUUACCAUGUAUUUAUUAUUUUAGUUUUUUGCACACUUAGUUAUAUGACAGUAAUAAUGGGUGUUUGGGGUUGCCAUGAGUAUUUCUGAAGCAUUAACUUGGUGAUUCUAUAUGUUGAUAUCUGUCUUGUCACAUGUUAUACUUAGCAACACUGGUUUCUAUUAUCACUGACCCUUUUUAUGUUUUCUAUGUCUCACAUCUGCAUAGCUCUGAUGCCUGUCUGUUGAACAUGCAUUGUCGUCAUUUCCAUGUUGACCAUCAGGUAUUUCAAUUCUUUGAAACUAAUUAAUGCAUAUCAUUUCCAUAAUCAUUUCUUAAUUUCUUGACUAAGGUUGUAUGUUUAAGUGUCCACAAAGUUCAUUUAGCACCUGUUAUUAAUAUUAACAAUGUAAAUUGGUAAUGCAAUUCGCUAGUUUCAGUUUCGAAAUAUUUAUCCACUAUUUUUAAUACACGUAGUUAUAUCUUAUUAAUAUCAGUUUUGUCUUGAAACAGGUUAGCAGGGAAUUCAUGCAUAUUGUAGUAUGACUUUGUCUUUGCAAUGUUUGUCAGUUAUUCCUCCUUCCUGCAUCUGAGACUGUGUGCCAUAGCUUCUUACUUGCCAAACAUUGUGCCACCAAAGGAGUAUCCUGGUUACUGAUAUGUUUGUUGCUUGCACAAAAAUAUUUAAGGUAUUACAUUUAUUUAGGAAUUGUGAACUGUUGAUCAGUAGUAUAUUGGUAUUUUAAGAUUAUUUUAGAAAAAGGUAAUUGCUGCUGUGCAGAUUUUCUUUUAUUCAUAAAAUUGCUUUUAUAUAUUCACAUACACCAUUACAUUUUAUAGCUGACAAGUUUACUCUAUUGUUAUGAUUCUCUUAGUUUUAAAAUUUUGGACAGCUUUCAGGUAUAGUUAUCUUAGUGGGGAGAGGAGAUUAAAUAGAUAUCCUAAAUGACUUCAUAUCAGUGGUUAAAUGAAUUAAUUAGUUAUCUAUUUUUAAUUCUGGACUCCCAUGUCUGGCAGCUUAUAAUUUCUGUAAUAAUUCUGCACCUCUGUUCAUCUACUAUGCAAUAUUUAAACAUUCAUAAUCAUGUAAAAAAAAAAAAAUUUUUUUUUUUUUACAAUGAUUUGCAAGGCAAUCAGAAACAACCAUGCAAAUAUUUAUAUUAUGCACCAAACAGGUACACCCCUUUUGGGAAGGUCUUAUCUUUGAAUAAUUUUAAUCAUUGGUGGCCCUAUAUUGCAGAGAGGCAGGGUGGGGGGAACAAGUAAUGUGUUUUUUGUAAAUUAUUCUAACUUUGUAUUUGACAUUCAAGACAGACUGAAUUGUGCAACAUGCUACAAAGUUUCAGGGCGACUUGUCCGUAGCAGCUGAAUAACUGGGUAUAGGAUGAGAGUUUUGGACUUGUAUCAGCAGUUGAAAUCAUUAAUUCAUUGAACAUUUUAGGUUGCUUUGUGAAGUUUUAGCCAUUAACACAGCUCAAAAUCACUCAUUACAUGUAAAUUUAUCUAUGUUUCCUUGUUUAAUGGGCCAUGUUGUAACUUAAUCAUCAGCAACAGGGAAUGAGCAUGUCUUUUUACAUGUGUUUGUACAGUACUUUGAUACCCUAUUUAGUAUAACUUUGUACAUAAUCAUCAGAGAUUUAACUGUAAAUACUUUAUGUCAUGAUAUUGACUUAUGACAAUGUAAACAGCAUAUUUACUAAUGCUUUUUUAACAAUUUUACAAGGGCUUUUCCUCAGUGUACAGAAAUAUAUGAUAUGCAUUACUACAAUCUAUGACAAACUGAAAGAUGUCUAAGUGUUUCUUGCCAGAUUGUGUUCAGUGAGUUGUAUUCUGCUUUGUUGAAACACGCCGAGUGGUGGGAUGUGAGGCAGCCAUGCUUAAUCAGUUGGGUUGUUAGUAUGGUUUACUAAAAUGAUGAUUGGAGUGGUAUGAAACUUAGUUUUUGUUAAAACGAGACACUUCAUAGAGUAGAAUGCAACACAGGGUUCCUAUGCUUAAUGGUUCACUGACACUUUUAUUUUGGGAUGAUAGGAUUUUCAGUGCCUUGCAAAACCAGCUUGGUUGAAAAAAAAAUGGAAUGUAGCACUUGAUUAAAAUAUUUUGACUAUAAAUAAUUAACAUUAUUGUUAUGGACACAGUAUAAUUGAUGGGAGAAACAGUGGAUAAUUACAUCAACCACCUUAUUAAUUCAUCGGCUAGGCAAGAGUCAGGGACGCAGGCAAGCUUUCUCGCUACAGUCAGGCACAAGUACAAAGUUGUUCUUCAGCUACCUGUGUUGGUGUCACUGAAAGACAAAGCAAAGCACAAGGCCAAAGAAAAUUAACUACUACUUAGAAGUGAUGUAACAAUACCAGUGUAUAUUGUGCAAGCAUAAAUCAAGGAACCCAACCAAAACACAACUCUUGUAUAAGGUAGUCUUUCACAAUUUUAAUUUUUACACAGCCAUCAGCUUAAUUUGACCAUAAGUGCCAUAUUUUUAUAAAUUUAGCUAAGUUGUUAGUCAUUCAUCAUAUCUCAUUACUGUUAGCACCACGUUUUGUAGUUUAUUUUCUGAUUGAGCAUAGAAAGUGUGGGCUACCAAGUGUGUCUCCUUAUGGCUUUUUCAUACAGGUAACAUUAUAUCAGAUGAGCAGCAGACUGACCUCGACAUAUAUCAAGAGUAGUUCUAGAGUUUUCUUUUUUUUAAUAAUAGUGCCUUGAGUAUGUCACCAUUGUUUUCUAACAUUUCUAAGGUUUCUUUUUGUAAGAAGAGUAUUAAGCUUAUGUACAAGUUCUGUAAUACUUUCCCUGCCAGCAGCAAAUCUCAAGCACUGUGUGUUGGUCACUUUGUUGCAUGAUGUUACCAAGGGAGGAGAGGCAGAACAGAAGGGCAGGCGUGGGCCGGGGCCCCACUAGGGUGUCUGCUGGUGAUCACCUCACACCAGUCAGGGGUCAGGUCACCUGCUGGUUGCAGUUUUCAAUUUGCUUAACAUAUCAGUUCCUUCAUCAGAAAUAUAUUUUUCAUUCCUUAUCAAAGAACUUAAUUUUGUAAGAUUAAUUUUCAACUUCUAGCUGAUUACAAACUGUGUUUGUAUAAAUUACUGUAUGAAAAUGUUAUAUUUCAGAUCAUACUCAUGAAGGCUAUAAUUUUUAUAUUAAUAAAAAUUUUACUGGAAAA
Eriocheir sinensis (Chinese mitten crab) is the source of this 6265-nucleotide messenger RNA. RefSeq names its product bone morphogenetic protein receptor type-1B-like (gene tkv). Gene Ontology annotation, molecular function: SMAD binding; transforming growth factor beta receptor activity, type I; ATP binding. The record is from RefSeq and is a predicted model, not a curated record. Lineage: Eukaryota; Metazoa; Arthropoda; Malacostraca; Decapoda; Varunidae. Gene Ontology annotation, cellular component: signaling receptor complex; plasma membrane. The transcript has 9 exons. Gene Ontology annotation, biological process: protein phosphorylation; BMP signaling pathway; dorsal/ventral pattern formation. The coding region runs from base 75 to 1628 and encodes 517 amino acids.